Spodoptera littoralis (African cotton leafworm) is the source of this 2374-nucleotide messenger RNA. The record is from the annotation of a GenBank genome assembly. NCBI's taxonomy places the organism in Eukaryota, Metazoa, Arthropoda, Insecta, Lepidoptera, Noctuidae.
AUGUCACCUGAUUCAAAGGCGAACAGGCUACUUCAUACUAAAUCUUAUCCUAGUUUUUACGAUAUAUUUGGCGAUACGUCGUAUACUAAUUUGAUUCACAACAAGGGCAUCACCAAACCGAGAGGUAAUUCAGUGUUUCAAGCUGCAGGCGGGGAGUCAUUGGGUUGCGAUUACCUAAUGUCCAAAAGUACAAAUUACGUUACUAGUGAACAAUACAACAGACUUAUUCAAGAAAGCACCUGCAAAAAUAUAGCGCCUUCUACAAGUACUAUUUUUUAUGAUUUGGAUGAAAUUGCUAAAAGACACUCAUUUCAUUGCCUUACUGAACUUAGUAUAUCAAAUUCCAAUUUAAUAAAAAUGACACGCAUGGCACCAUCCCAUCGCGUUAGGAGAAAAAUCUGAAUCGAUUAGUCAAGCAUAUGCAACUCAAAUGCACACAAUACCACGUGAUAGUAAAGAAUUGAAUCCCAAGAGAGUAAAGAAAAAAUCUUCACAAAUUUCUUCUGAAAUGGCAUCGUUAAAAGAAGAUGAAAAAAUACACGAUUUUAACAAAUAUUAUCACAAUAAUAAUUUGCCUGAGAGACCUCAAAAAUUUUGGUCUUUUGCAAAAUAUCGUACAGAAUACACGAAUCCUAUACAAGAAGAAAAACGGUUGAGAAAGAAGGACAGAGGAAAACAUGCAGAGGACCCGUGUCCAUGUCAAUUGUUUUCUUAUACAUGUUCUUGUAAUGAUAAAAAAUCUCUUUCCGAGCUAGUAAAUGUCAGUAAGUCUUUAAUAAAUGUUAUGGACCAGAUUACAAGUACUAGUAAAAUUGUAGAAGAUAGCAAAGUUAACAAGACAAAAAAGGUUAAACGAGAACUUGUAAGAGAAGAUAAGCCGACUAACACUAGUAAAGUACAAAUGAUUGAAGUCAUUGUUCCUAAUGAAAAGAAAGGCUCGGCAAUGAAUGCUGCAUGUAACAAUGAAAUACCUAUUUUAAGUGAUAAGAGUAGCGAUGAAAAACAUGCGAAAGAUAAAAUCAAAUCUCGAAAAAUGUCUCGAAAGGUAUUAUGCCCAAAUUGCAAAGAAAAAGUUGAUGUAGUAAUCAGUAUAAGUACUACAGAAGAAGAGACAAGUCUAAAAUAUAAACAUUCUUCAAUAUAUCGCUCUAAAGAAAUACCAUCAACCACAGCAUAUGCUUGCAGAGCUUCACCGAAUGGUCCAACAGUCAAGAAUAUAGAUAAUAGUGAUUUAUGCUUACACGAGCCUCCUUGUGAACUAGUGCCAGUCUGUCAAAUACUACCAACUGAUAAUAAUUUUUAUAACGGAAAUCAUAAAAAACAUUCUGCUCCUAAAUCGACACCUCGUGUCAUAAGAAUAACGAAAGCUUGCAGGCAUCAUCCACCUUGUACUGUGGUUCCAUCCUGCCAGAGAGCUAAUGUUUUGAAAAAUAAUUGCGAAUAUAUUCCUCCUUGUUUACAUCGACCUCGUUGCGUAAAUUUGCCUUUAUGCGCACCUUUUUCAAAAAGUUUACAUUACGAAGAAACCACAAAUAAAGGUGAAGACGGCAUAGAUGUAUCUGACUGUCCACAUGUCCCUAAAUGCAAAUAUAUUCCAGUUUGUGAACACGACUCAAUUACGAAUACUAUGAACCAUCAAAUUAACAUUGUCUCUCGAGUAGCGAAUGCGUGCGAAUUUUUGAAUGAUUACAAUUCUCCUGGUUUUUUGCUAAAUGCUAAAUCACCCUGUGAAACCAAUACAUUUUCUCCUUGUCAAAUAAAUCCCAACCUAUGCUUUACAACAGAUCAUUACACCUGCAUAUCUGAUAAGUCAUGCCAAUUUGAAGCUUCACACAAACCCCAUGAAGCGAAAGAAAAUCAGAGUCGUGAAACCAUUAUAUUUAUAAGAGACGUUGGUUGCCAGUUCAGAAACAAAGAUUAUUCUCCCAAAGAUUCUGCAGUGCAUUCAAAAGGUUCAAGUAAAUCAUUUGAUUUUCUUGACGUUAAAAUGGGUAAUUAUUACACAAACAUUCAUACCAUGAGAUAUGAAGAUAAGCAUACAAGUCCUUUAUCUGGAGAGGAUUACUCCUUCACAACUAUCUCUAGUUCAUUAGAUCUUGAAUCGGAAUGUCCAUCUCACGGCCGGCACCACGUGGGACCCAACCACCAUCGUAGGACAGGGUUUAUACCCAAAUCGGCUUAUGUCACAGCAUUCUCAUCCGUCCCAGAAAGCCAAUCAUCUAAGUAUGAAGCCGAUAAUAAAUUGGAUGGAGUCAAAUCUCGUAGAAAUUUUUUAAAAGGCAAAUAUAGAAAAAUGUUUUCUGUAAAACGGAGGAGGAAAUCUAAAAGUGGUAAUCAUACUAAUAAUAUACCUAUUAUGGUUCAAAAUGGUUAG